CGAUCCAUUCCUUCUUGCCGCUCUUUAGCAUCGUACAACCCAUCUCCAGGCGACUUCUCUCCUCCACUUCAAGAUGCGUGAUGAAGGAAGCGCUCACAAACUUUCGUCGGAAUCACCCCACUUCUGCUUGGUCGACUUACCGCCAGAAGUGCUGGAAGUCAUUCUGAGCUUGGCACGCCCUUUGGAUGUCCUUGCGGUGCGAAAGACAUGCUCCACGCUGCACGCCGCGUCGCGCAACCGCUGGGUGUGGCUCUCUGUCGCGCAGAGGACGGCUUUCCUCCAUGGCCUGCCCCUGACUCCGACUGAACGAGCCGUGAUGGGCACCUCCGACCUGGAGCGCUUUGCCACAGCCCCGGGACGCUCCUUUCGCGCUCUCGUCGCGGCGUCAGGCCCUUUCCGCGCUGACUGGAACGCAAUUCCCGAGUUGCAUCCACGGAGGAAGACCGUGUAUCCAAAUAUGGCCGGACAAUUCUUUCCUGACGACGAGGUCUUCAUCUUCCCGGGCGGGUCAUAUUUGAUGAUCACCAACAAAGACGGAGACAUGACUCUCUACCGGCUCGAUUCCGCUGGUCCCGAGCAGCUCGGCACGUUACCUUACACGGCCCACCAAUUUCUGCAGGACGGAACUGUCUUGCAGAUCGUGACUCUGACGAAGACAGCCUCCCGCCGUGAGCCCUGGAAGAUUUCCGUGUUCAAAAUCGCCCUCGAUGGCGAGAAGUCCGAGUUUUGGCUCGUCGCUUCCGUCUGUGUUUCCUUGCGUCUCACUUCUCAUAAUGCCCUGGCGCUCUUUGGCACCCGCAUAGCAGUUGCUGACAACUUCGAUGUCCUCGUAUGGGACUUCGCACUCGACCGUCGAACCUCAUGGGGGCAUAAGCUAAGCUUGGAGGACCACGUAGUGAAAGACUUGCGCAUUCUCAUAUACGAGAAUCGUGUAGUUCUAAUGUGCUGUCCCAUGGACCCAGAAGCUCUGAUCUUGGCCUUCAACACACGUGGUACGCCAAUGGAAAAGCCUAACGUGCGCGCGAAGGUAGCCGUCUUCGAAGUUCCAGCCUAUGCCGCAGGCCGCAAUCGCAUACGCUUGUGGCCGAGUGUGACCAUGUGUCUUGGUCAGGACCAGAUUCUCCACUGUCCUGACCGUGCUAUACCAGGCGCGCUCUUUGCGUUCCAGGUGCACACACAAUUUCCCGGCGCGGAGGGUCACCUCCACACUUAUACCCUCCGCGACGACCUCGAGAGCACGCGCCGGUCUCCCGCGCACUGUAUUGUUCCCCCCUCGCCCAGCUUGGACGAGAGCUUCUCCUACUACAGUGCUGUUAUGAUGACGGCGUGCGAUAUUGGACAGGCCUGUUUCGAGCAGCACGGCGUCCUCACUGGCAUGGGCACGACCGUGCAUUUGGCGUGGCUGGAACCCGCGGAGGGGCAGAUGCUGUUUCGGUCUUCCGUCAGGCUCGUGCAGAGCGCGCGGUAUGACCUGCGCAAGCUGUGUCACUCGUUCGAUGUCGCUUCGGGGAGGUUCUGCGCCCUCUACGCGGACGGCGAGCUCCUCGUCGCGGACUACAUCUAGCAUUGAUGGGAUGGCCAUUUGCGGGUCAUGUCGAGCAUGCCCACGAAGGAGAAAACAGAUGCCUUACCACAGCUCACGGGAAAGACUUUGUAUAGCGAUUGUGGGAGGGAAAGCGUAACCUGACAACUCCAUAGACGAAAAUGAUACCGAGGAGAUUGAAGC
Messenger RNA from Schizophyllum commune H4-8, 1726 nucleotides. RefSeq lists its product as uncharacterized. The coding region runs from base 74 to 1564 and encodes 496 amino acids. The record is from RefSeq and is a predicted model, not a curated record. Gene Ontology annotation, molecular function: protein binding. The transcript has 5 exons. Lineage: Eukaryota; Fungi; Basidiomycota; Agaricomycetes; Agaricales; Schizophyllaceae.